Messenger RNA from Penaeus vannamei (Pacific white shrimp), 3224 nucleotides. RefSeq names its product aminopeptidase N. NCBI's taxonomy places the organism in Eukaryota, Metazoa, Arthropoda, Malacostraca, Decapoda, Penaeidae. Gene Ontology annotation, biological process: proteolysis; peptide catabolic process. The record is from RefSeq and is a predicted model, not a curated record. Gene Ontology annotation, cellular component: cytoplasm. Gene Ontology annotation, molecular function: zinc ion binding; peptide binding; metalloaminopeptidase activity.
GUGAGUCGCCCUACCAUGGCUUCAUUGUCUGCGGGCCCCAGUUUGACCUGCUCAGCAGCAGUGACAGUGACCUUGGCAGCCUUGUCUAUGCUUCCCCACUCUCACCUUUCCUUAGCCGUCCCUACUGAACACUCGUGGCUACCGGAUGAUGAACCUGUUACUAUUCUGGGACCCGUGCAACCUCAAGAUUCCGAAGUGGACGCCAAAUGGACCCGAAACGACCUGAACUCGACCUCAAAGAUCAAAACCCAAGCCGAGACGAACCUCCUUCCUGAAGACAUUACCAAGAACCCGGUGGAGAGGGACCCCGGCGCCAGUACAGCGACGCCACCGAGCACGGAUGAAGUCACCGAAGACACAACAGAGCAGGGAGCGAAGGACACACAAGAAGGGAACGGCACGCAGGGAGAUCCCGCUGGCAGUAACCCCGAGAUGCGACUGCCCGGGAACGUGAAGCCGCUGCACUAUGUUAUCAAACUGCAGCCAUUCAUCAACGGGAAUACGAGCGUGCAUGGCUUCAUGGAAGUGGAAAUUGAGGUCCUUGAACGCACGCAGACGAUCACCCUUCAUGGCGAUAAGAUGGAUUGCGAUAUGAACAGUGUGAAGCUGGUGGCUUCAGAUAAGAAAAGGAUAGUGUUAGAUUCCAUAGUUAUCGAUUACAGACAACAAUUCAUGGUGAUACGUUUAAACUCUACUCUGGAAGCAAACCGGAGAUACAACUUAUCUAUGUCCUUCAACUACUACCUCCUUGAAGAACCCAAAGGUGCUUUCAAGACACAAUUCACCAACAGCGCGGGGAUGCUGAGCGCAGUCGCAAGCACUCUCCUUCAGCCAGUCUACGCGCGGCGAGCCUUCCCUUGCUUCGACGAGCCGGGGCUGAAGGCCACCUUCGAUAUCCACAUAGCGCGGGAGAAACACAUGUCUGCCAUAUCAAACAUGCCCCUUUUAGACACCACGCCGAUGGAGGGUCAAGAAGGCUGGGUUGUGGACCGCUUCAACACGUCAGUGCCAAUGUCAACGUACCAAGUAGCCUUUGUUGUCUCUGAACUUGGGUAUUUAAAUUGCACUAUGCAACGCGAUGUUCAAAUUAGAGUGUGGGCGAGGCCGGAAUUACUCCCGCUCACCACCUACGCCCAGGCCUUGGUGCCGCGCCUCUUCAAGUUCCUCGAGGACUACCUGGGCGUCCCGUACCCGCUGCCCAAGCUCGACAUCGUCACCCUGCCCAGCUCUUUCCCUAUCGCCUUCGAAGCGUGGGGGCUCAUUCUCAAUUACGACGAAAACGUGAUCCUGUACGACGCCGAGACCUCGACCCAGGAGCAUAAGACGAAGCUGGCGACGCUCUUGGCCCACGAACUCGCCCACCAGUGGUUCGGCAACCUGGUCACGCCCUUCUGGUGGACGGACUUCUGGCUCAGCGAGGGCUUCGCUUCGUACUUCGCCACGCUGGCCUUGCGGGAGGUAGAACCCUCGUGGAAGAUGGAGGAGAGAAUGAUUUUGAAAACUCUUCACGAGGUUUUCCGCCAUGACGGCCUGCUCAACCACCCCGCCCUCAGGAUCCCCAUGUUUAACCCGAGCGACCCCCAUGGUGCCUUUUCCCGGAUCACGUACCAGAAAGGCGAAUCCAUCAUCCGGAUGAUGAACGGCUUCCUCACCGAAGACUCUUUCCGGAAAGGCAUCGUUAGUUUCCUUCGCGCAAAGAAGUAUAAGACGGCAACGAGCGAUGAUUUAUGGCAUCACCUGACGCUCCAAGCCCACAUGGAUGGCACUCUAUCCAGGGAUAUGUCUGUAAAGGGGCUCAUGAACACGUGGACGCUGCAGGUUGGAUAUCCUGUUGUCAAAGUCGUGAGGAGUCCAGAUGGCACGUCAGCCAACGUCACACAGAAGUUAUACCUAGCAAGGGGCCCCUUCGACCGAAACGACACCCUCGAUCACAAAUGGUGGAUUCCGCUAACGUACACAUCUCAGGGCGAGGCUGACUUUAGCCGAACCCACGACAUAACGUGGAUGAAGGAUUCCGAGGACAGCAUCACCAUCACUAACCUCCCCCCGAAGGACCAGUGGGUCAUCUUCAACCUUCAGGAGACUGGGUACUACAGGGUCAACUACGACGACCACAACUGGGACCUCCUCACCCAGCAACUGAAGAACGACCACAGAGUUAUCGACGUUAAAAACCAAGUUCAAUUAGUAGAUGAUGUAAUGAAUCUUGGAGUUGCGGGAGACCUGUCAUUCAGAGUGGUGUUGGAUCUUAUUAAUUCACUGAAAAAUACAACGGACUUAAAUGGCUUUGUUGUGAUUUCCAACCUUGAGUAUAUGAACCUGAUGCUGUCGUCUACGCCAAUCUAUGAAAAAUUCCAGCGCUUCCUCCUCUCCCUGCUGGCGCCCUUGUAUGCUAAUCUGGGUCUUUCUAACGGAGCUCCAUCGACUUUUGGGUCACACGUCGAAUAUCCCGAAGUAGUCCGUUGGGCGUGCGAGUUCGGCCACCCGGACUGCAUAGCGCGCGCCAAGAGUGCUUACAAACAGUUGAUGAAGGACCCAGAGAAUAGCCGCAUCCCGGAAGUCCUGAAGCCCACUGUCUUAUGCACCGCCAUUGCCCGCGGCGGACCGAACGAGUGGGCCUUCGCCUGGUCCCGCUACUUGAAAGCCCCGGAGAAGGAGAAGCAGAAGUACCUCGUCGCCCUCGGCUGCACGCGGGACUCCUUGAUCCGCGACCAGUUCAUAACAGAGACCCUGGGCAAGAGCCACUAUCUCCCCAUCACAGAUGCCAUGUAUAUCAUCAACUCACUUAGUUCGCACCCACUCGGAGGACCCACCGGCUGGACUUUCCUUCAGAGCCACUGGGACGUCGUGACCAAUACGAUCGGCGACCAAUACUAUUUCAUCAAAGUUCUCCUAGAGAUGGCAACCAAAUCCUUCAAUACGGAAGAACAGCGACUGAAGGUGCAAGAGUUUCUGCAAUGUCACGUGAUCGACGAAGCCACGACGCGGUUCCUGAAGCCAGUGGUCAGCCAGACCGCGAGGAACGUGGCUUGGAUGCAUCGGAACUACGAGGUUAUAUCGCAGUGGCUUGACGAGAACGGUUUCUCUGACAUCAAUAUCUGAGUUGUUGGUAUUGUCGUUUUCUUUUAUUCCACAUGCCGUUGAGAGAUAACGUAUUUAUUCUUAUUUUUUUCUAUUUAUAAUGUAUUGGAGAGAGCAGAUUAAAAAUAUAUAUAAAAAGGUUU